Archocentrus centrarchus (flier cichlid) is the source of this 2289-nucleotide messenger RNA. Its product is annotated as septin-5-like. Gene Ontology annotation, molecular function: GTP binding. The record is from RefSeq and is a predicted model, not a curated record. The transcript has 12 exons. NCBI's taxonomy places the organism in Eukaryota, Metazoa, Chordata, Actinopteri, Cichliformes, Cichlidae.
UCGGCCCGCCCUCCUCCUGUCUGUCCGGGGGUUUGGAGGCGAGGGCCCGCUGUCUGUGAGCCUUCGCUUCGGUGAAAUCGAGGGAGGAGAGCGGUGAACAUGACGUCCAACAUUAGGUACAAAAGCCGGAUCCCGGUAAAGACAGAGGACAGCACGGAGGAGAAACAGUACGUAGGCUUUGCAACUCUGCCAAACCAGGUCCACCGGAAGUCUGUGAAGAAAGGCUUCGACUUCACGCUGAUGGUGGCAGGAGAGUCUGGUAUGGGAAAAUCCACUCUUGUUAACAGCCUGUUCCUCACAGACCUCUACAAAGACCGGAAACUACUGAAUGCUGAGGAGCGCAUUAAUCAAACCGUGGAGAUCAUCAAACACACUGUAGACAUCGAGGAGAAAGGAGUGAAGCUCAAGCUGACCAUUGUGGACACGCCAGGGUUUGGAGAUGCUGUCAACAACAACGAGUGCUGGAAGCCGAUCACAGACUACAUAGAUCAGCAGUUUGAGCAAUACUUCAGGGAUGAGAGUGGGUUGAACAGAAAGAACAUCCAGGACAACAGGGUCCACUGCUGCCUCUACUUCAUCCCUCCAUUUGGGCAUGGGCUUCGUCCGGUGGACGUUGAGUUCAUGAAGGCUCUACAUGAAUAAGUGAACAUUAUUCCACUCAUCGCAAAAGCCGACUGCCUCACACCCGAGAUAAAGAAGCUCAAAGACAGAAUAAGAGAGGAAAUAGACAAGUUUGGGAUCAAAGUGUACCAGUUCCCUGAAUGCGACUCUGACGAGGAUGAGGAGUUUAAACAGCUGCACAAAGAGCUGAAGGAGUGCACCCCGUUCGCUGUGAUUGGCAGUAAUACAGUGGUGGAGGCCCGAGGACAGAGAGUGAGGGGAAGACUGUACCCUUGGGGGAUUGUUGAAGUGGAAAACCAGUCACACUGCGACUUUGUGAAACUGAGGAACAUGCUGAUUCGUUCACACAUGCACGACCUCAAAGACGUAACCUGUGACGUCCACUAUGAAAACUACCGAGCGCAGUGCAUACAGGAGAUGACCAGUAAACUGGCUCAGGACAACCGUAUGGAGAGCCCGAUCCCCAUCCUGCCGCUGUCCACUCCGGAUGUGGACACUGAGAAACUGAUCAAAAUGAAAGACGAGGAGCUGAAGAGGAUGCAGGAGAUGCUGAACAAGAUGCAGCAACAGAUGCACGACAAAGAGCAGUGAUGGCUCCCAGAUUAGAGCUGCGCUGUGCUGCAGCGCCACCUGCUGUUUCUCUCCCUAACGACAGUGAGACCUGCAGACUUUGAAUAUGGAUAUCAAGCGUUAGCGGCAACUCUGGCUGUACAUUUAUCUUCAGUUUGGUGCUUUGUAUAGUUUGUUUGCCUGGAGGGUGUUUUUUUUUUUUUCCUUGCUCUGAAACUAUCCAUUUUCCCAUUUUGAGCCCCUCCCUGUGGUCUUAUAUAAGAUAUAAACACAUAAUUUAAUAACUCAGUGUAUCUAAUUUAUAAAUGCAGUGCUAAACUUUUUGGAUUUGAUGUCAGGGUGUUUGCUGCGAGAUGUUUUGUAAUGAAAUGUAAGUUCUUGGUGAUGUUUAGAUUUUGAACAUAGAUAUUGUUUUCUAUUAUGCGGUAGCGUGUUUUGGUGUGUGAAUGAUCAUGAAAUUUCCUUUAAUAUCACCAGGUAACCUUCCAUAAAACUCCUUAAAAAAGGUAUCACAGUGACUUUUCUUUUACUAAAAUCAGAUUUUAGCUCUUAUUCAUUUGCUCAAAAAUACCUUUAGUUGGCGUUUUUUUUUGCGUACAGCUCGUGAUAGUCUUCUGCUCCUCUGUGCUGGCUGAGCUGCUAAUGCACCUUUAGCCAGUGGCAACUAUGAAUGGUGAGUCUCUGACAUAAUGAGAAUUUGUGCAGUACAGGAUGCAUGUGCAAGCAUGUUGUCAUUACUUAUAUCCUCUAAAUGCUGUGGGCCUAUUUUUACCGCUUUGUAGCCGAUGCCCUGUUGUUGAAUUUAACGCAUCAGGACGCUUUGUUACCACUGCAGGAUCAGUAAUGAGGAGCAAAUACUGUGCGCUUCUGUUUUAAAUAUGUCUCCUUGGAAGUGAAUUAUCCCACCAAAGUUGUGCGUCCCCUGUGUGAGAGAGAGAGUGAGUGUGUGUGUGUGUGUGUGUGUGUGUGUGUGUGUGUGUGUGUGUGUGUGUGUGUGUGUGUAGACUCUGAUGCUGAUGAGCUGUACAUAUUUUUGCCUGAAGGCGGUGAGCUCAGUCUGUGUCCCGUUUUCAAAGUUGUGACAAAUAAACUCCUGUU